AUGCAUUUUCAGUGGCUACAAUGUAUCUUGUUGGCUGCCAUUCUAGGCAGCCCCCUGGAAGCCUCUGCUAGAGCAACUAUGAUUUGGACGAUCCAUUUCCGCAAGAGUUUGCAAUCUGCAGAUGACGCUUCCUCUACGAGCAAUCUGCUUCGAAGAAUUAAAAUCCCUGGAGUCAAAAUCCCAGGAGCCGAAGUUCCUGAAGUCGCACUUCCAAAACUCUCGAAUGCUGGAAGCACCGCUGGAAAUAUUCCUCAUUUCACACCAGAGCCCAACGACAGCAAACCAGCUUCCAGCAAUUCGAAUGCAGAGCAGAAACCAUGCAAGCGGGCCGACUCCGCCGACUGUGCUCCGCCAAGCCCAGGAUCUCAGGACCUCCUGCUACGUACCAUUGCGGAGCCGACCUUUCUAAAUUAUAAAGAUUAUAUGAAGCCACUAGGAAACGAUGGGAGAACGUUUGUUGGCGAACUACCCUGGAAGCCAGAUAAUGAUGCUAUCCUUGAGCGCCCUCCGCGCGGCCCUACCGGCGCGCAGGAGUUCGAGGACAACCUAAAAAGCGUCACACGAAAAUUAUGGGAAAAUCUUCCAGAGUCAGCCAAUAAGGAUGCCAACCUUGUUGCUACUCUGUUUGUACCUGGGAAGGGGGUCUGGUUUUCAUCCAUCCCGCAUGGUGCUGGUGAUACGCUAAUAUUUAAUGACAAAGUCACCGCGCCGGCAUGGUACGCCCGAUCAGAACAGGAGUAUGAUGGGAUCCCUGGAGGUAGGAGAUUGGGGGACAUGCAUGCAGAAGACGGCGCCAUCUAUCAGUUCGAGAAAUCGCAAGGACACAGCCAGAGUCUCAGUGCGCAGCAAGCCCAAAACUGGAAAUUUCCCCUUGGCACGAGAUUGGCCGUGUAUGGAAAAUAUAGCCGUGUGAAUCCAAAGAGCUUCAAGGGGCCAUGCCAGGGGGUUGACUCACCCCGACAGCCUGGUUGCUUGCAAUUGAUUUCCCGGCUCGGCAUAAGGCAAAUUACACUUUAA
Molecule: messenger RNA, 1017 nt
Organism: Aspergillus clavatus NRRL 1
Lineage: Eukaryota; Fungi; Ascomycota; Eurotiomycetes; Eurotiales; Aspergillaceae
Exons: 2
Coding region: 1-1017 (338 amino acids)
Source: RefSeq, a predicted model, not a curated record